Rhinichthys klamathensis goyatoka is the source of this 1589-nucleotide messenger RNA. RefSeq names its product T-box transcription factor 5b (gene tbx5b). Gene Ontology annotation, cellular component: nucleus. Bases 313 to 1569 code for a protein of 418 amino acids. NCBI's taxonomy places the organism in Eukaryota, Metazoa, Chordata, Actinopteri, Cypriniformes, Leuciscidae. Gene Ontology annotation, molecular function: RNA polymerase II cis-regulatory region sequence-specific DNA binding; DNA-binding transcription factor activity, RNA polymerase II-specific. The record is from RefSeq and is a predicted model, not a curated record. Gene Ontology annotation, biological process: positive regulation of DNA-templated transcription; regulation of transcription by RNA polymerase II; cell fate specification. The transcript is spliced from 8 exons.
UCGCUCUUAUUCUGUCCUAAAAUUCUAACCUAUUUAUCAUCGAACGCAAACUGAAAACUCGAAACUUUUUUUUUUAAUCAAGGCUAAAUCAUUUGUAUUUAGCCUACUUAAUCACAUUCCACAAUAAUUUAAAUAAAUCAGCUGUCUGAACGCAUUUUUAAAGAACAUUGUGAGUUUGUGUGGAUUUAUUUAUUUGUUUGUUUAUUUGUAAUUAAGAUCUGGAGAUCACCUGCUGAUUUUUAUUUAUUUUAUUUUUUUACCAUUUUCCAUUGCGCAUCUUUUAGUUCACCGUAGUUAACCUCAAACGGGGAUAUGGCGGAUUUAGAGUUCGGAUCUCUACAAUCGUGUUCCGGCGGCGAUUCCCCAGCGAUGGAAUUCGAGAACGACAAAGAUUCCGGACAUCACGGUCGGAGCAAAACCGGGUCGCCGCCACUGCAAACUCAGCCUCCCCAACAGGGUAUGGAGGGAAUCAAAGUUUAUUUGCACGAGAGAGAUCUGUGGGCGAAAUUUCAUGAUGUCUCUACAGAGAUGAUCAUUACCAAAGCUGGCCGACGAAUGUUUCCCAGCUACAAAGUGAAGGUAACAGGCCUAAAUCCCAAAGCAAAAUAUAUCUUACUGAUGGACAUUAUUUCAGCCGACGAGCAUCGGUAUAAAUUUGCAGAUAACAAAUGGUCCAUCAGUGGUAAAGCUGAGCCGGCGAUUCCAGGCCGACUGUAUGUGCACCCAGACUCACCGGCUUCAGGAGCUCACUGGAUGAGACAGCUCGUCUCUUUCCAGAAACUCAAACUCACCAACAACCACCUGGACCCUUUCGGACAUAUCAUUUUAAAUUCCAUGCAUAAAUACCAACCUCGCCUGCACAUCGUGAAGGCAGACGAGAGGAACAGCUUUGGCUCCAGCAACACAAGUUUCUGCACACACUCCUUUCCUGAGACGACUUUCAUCGCUGUAACUUCCUACCAGAACCACACAAUCACUCAGUUGAAGAUUGAGAAUAAUCCAUUUGCUAAAGGUUUCCGUGGAAAUGACGAUGUCGAACUGCAUCGCAUGUCCCGUACACCAAGUAAGGAGUAUCCACUUGUGCCACGUAGUACUGCAAGGCAGCAUGUAGCUCCACCCUCUCCUGACUGUCUCUCUCGGUCAGAAUACACUGUGACACAAAAACCCAGUCCAGGCUACACCUGCUCCGACACUUCAGGUGAUCACACCCUCACUGAAGCCACACACACUCAUGACCCCACCUACCAGCUCUUCACCCACCAGCUCUCCCCCUGCAGUAUGGACACCGCACAGCACCAGCCUUGCAUGUACGGAAGCUCUCAGGUGGGCAUGGAGGACCUCAGGUGGGCGUCUUAUACAGACAGUACAACUUACCAAAGCUUUUCUUCUGCUAAAGAAAUGAGUGGGACUUUUGAUCCCACCACUGACCUCUCUCAGGAACUGUAUCCACAAUACACCUGUGAGGUGGGUGUCCAGUCACACUGCAUGAUGACUGAUUUAUCGCUUUAUGCUUGCAGUCGAUCAUUCAGCCAAAACCAACAACCAAACAGCUGGUGUGGGGGCAGUUGAGCAAGUGUGGCAGUUGAGCA